GUAAGUCGGAUGCUGUAAUUUACACGCCUGGCAUGCCACUAUUGCACAGGUGUCUUAUUCGAACAAUGUCUGUUCUCUUCGCAGAUUUACUUGGAUGCCGCAAGUGUUGGCUGACGAAGUCAUUUCUCCUCUGGUCUCCCAGCCUUAUGGGUAUUUGCUUGUCGCGGGUAGAACGAUUUUUCGCUCCCUACUACCACACAAUUCAUAAGAACCGGUCGAUUGUUCUCAUGCUCAAUCUCGCCCGAUGGAACCUAGCCUAUGCAUCAAGGCAAUAUUAUUCCCCAGCGUCUUCGCAGAGAAGACAAUCUCUUAUCGUGAUUUAAGUAACUGCUUCGGCAAAGUUUCCGAAGCUCUUCGAAUGAACUGCAAGGUUAGGCCGAGACCGGCCUUUACUUCAUUAAUGAUGCCCUUCGCGUCGGUUCCAGGUACUCUCGCCACCAGCGUCCCUAUUGUGACACCCAAGUCUGCUCACGUACACUUCUGGGGCGUCGGUGAUUGAGCAAUAUUCCACGGUGUCGGGCCAGGUCCAGGCCCUCAUUUGCCUCGUCUAUCUUAUAUGUGACUUACGGUAAUGUGCCAGUCAUAUCUAUGUGGGUCACGUCGUCCAUUUCUACGGUUGUUCCCAAUCGUUUUCCGAUAGUUUGGCUAUGUGAUGCCGUGAAGGUGCGUUGCCAAUUUGUCCUUAAUGGAUUGGCAUACCACGCCGUUGUGGGAAGUUCCAUGGUACCUUCCAAAAAGGAAGAACACAUCAUGCCAGGGGUUCGGCCCUAUGAGUUACUAUUACUCCUG
Messenger RNA from Pisolithus orientalis, 789 nucleotides. RefSeq lists its product as uncharacterized. The record is from RefSeq and is a predicted model, not a curated record. The transcript has 2 exons. NCBI's taxonomy places the organism in Eukaryota, Fungi, Basidiomycota, Agaricomycetes, Boletales, Pisolithaceae. The annotation marks the transcript as partial.